Molecule: messenger RNA, 3243 nt
Organism: Sodiomyces alkalinus F11
Lineage: Eukaryota; Fungi; Ascomycota; Sordariomycetes; Glomerellales; Plectosphaerellaceae
Product: APG9-domain-containing protein
Exons: 3
Coding region: 268-3042 (924 amino acids)
Biological process (GO): protein localization to phagophore assembly site; autophagy of mitochondrion
Cellular component (GO): autophagosome; phagophore assembly site
Source: RefSeq, a predicted model, not a curated record
GUUAAUUAUAUAAGUGCUAUUUGACGUGCGACAGUACCAAGCUCACCUCUCAACACGGGGAGGACUCGUGCAUGUGGACGGAACUGGUGACCACCCAUCACUCCCAAUACAUCCCACCUGCCCUCCACUGACGAGGUUGACCUCAACAUCGAAGCCGCGGCCACAGCUACCGUUCCUCGUGCUAUUAAGCUUUAGCUACCCGGUCAUGACCAUCAGGUCUCCUUCCAAGUGCUCCCAGAAUUUCGGGCCACUCGCAGACAAAUUGCCAUGACUUCGAAUGGCCACUCUCGGUUUUUAUCCUCUCCGACGGAAACAAGGCCCUUUUACGAGGAGUUGAGGGGACAGAGAGAUAACGAUACCCCCACCGGCGGCGAGUAUGGCGCAAGGGUAGACGAAGAAAACUGGAACGAAGAAUUCCACGACCAGGACCUGGAUCAUCUCAAACACCUUGAUUCCGACAAUAGCCACACUGCCUUUGCUGUCACAGCAAACGUAACGAGAGCAACUCGCGGAGUCUCGCAACAAGAAGAUGACCGUGGAGCAUAUGGCGUGAACCGGGCCCCAAAUUGGAUGAACCCAGAUAAAGAUAACGAUGGGGAUAAUGAUGUUCCGGCGUCGCUGUUGGUUGAACGUCAUGGCAACGAACAGCAGCCUAAUGCACCGAUAGGACAAAAGCAGUUUCGCCCGGGAAAGUAUUACGAUACUCUGCCUGGCCGCCUAUCACAUAAGUCUCGUGCUCGUUGGGAACCAACCCAAGAAGCUCAGCAGGGCUUGCACCAUGACGUUCCAUUACAUUCCGUCAAGUCAAAUGCAUCUUAUAAUAUUGGUCGCGGAGUCACUAGUCAUGCGAGAGAAAAGGCCUUGUGGAGAUGGACCAACGUUUCGAACCUUGACUUCUUUAUGAAGGACGUUUACGAAUAUUUCCUCGGCAGUGGCUUCCGGUGCAUUAUUUGUGAAAGAGUCUUGCACCUGGUGCAAUCGACCUUCCUCGCAGUAUUCCUGACUUUCUUGACACAAUGCAUAGAUUAUGGUCUAGUGCCUCGAAGCAAAGCGUUGUCGGAUGUCGUAAUUCCGCAAUGUACUAAGGCCAUGUCCUGGUACUGGAACCUCGGCCUCUGGCUCUUCGUGUUCUAUUUCAUCUGGAAGAUGGUUCAGUUCACAGUCGACACGCGGCGCCUGCUGAACAUACGAGACUUCUACACUUAUUUGCUCGAAAUUCCCGAGCAGGACAUGCAGACAGUUUCUUGGCAAGAUGUGGUUGCGCGAAUCAUGGCUCUUCGAGAUGCGAACCCAAGCACUGCCCUUAACAUGACGCCGGUGCAACGACAGUGGCUUCGCACACACUCCAAGGAACGGCUUGAUGCUGUGGACAUUGCUAGCCGGCUGAUGCGGAAAGACAAUUACUUCAUCGCCAUGAUCAACAAGGAUAUCUUGGACAUGACUCUUCCAAUACCGUUCAUGCCAAAACGCCAGUUCUUCUCUGGAACCCUUCAAUGGUGGAUCUAUUUCAGCAUCAUAGACUUUGUCUUUGAUCGCAGUGGUCAGGUAAACCAGGAGUUUCUCAAGUCCAGUCGCCGGAGCCUGUUGAGCCGCAAGUUGCGUGAGCGAUUCAUUGCCGCGGGGAUUCUCAACCUUCUGUGCACUCCCUUCUGGAUUGGCUACCAAACUUUUAUUCAUUUUCUGAACUACUACAAUGAAUACAGGAAGAAUUCGGCGACUUUGAGCGACAGGCGAUACACUGCCUUGGCUCGGUGGAAAUUUCGGGAAUUCAACGAACUGCCUCAUCUUUUUCAGGAGCGAGUCAACAUGUCAUAUCCAUUUGCCAGCCGCUACAUUGACCAGUUCCCUAAACGGCUCACUGAGCAAUUUGCUCGAUCAGUCAUGCUUAUGUCGGGUGCCAUCGUUUUUGUCCUCACAGUCGCUUCCUUCCUCGACAACGAGCUUUUUCUCGGCUUUGAGAUCACCAAGGAUCGAACUGCCCUCUUUUACAUCGGCGUCUUUGGUACUGUGUGGGCUCUGGCCCGGGGUAUGAUACCGGAAGAGACUACUGUUUUCGAUCCAGAGUACGCGCUCAAAGCUGUUCUCGACUUUACCCACUACAUGCCGGAUCAUUGGCACGACAAGCUUCAUAGCUUUGAUGUGAAGCAGGAAUUUUCGCAGCUCUACAAGCUUAAGGUGGUGAUUCUGCUGGAGGAAAUCACGGGCAUAUUCCUUGCCUCGAUGGUGCUUCUCUUUUCUGCGCCCAAAAGCAGCGACCAAAUCAUUGAUUUCUUCAGGGAAUUUACAAUUCAUGUUGACGGACUCGGCUAUGUCUGUUCUUUCGCCGAGUUCGAUUUCAAACAAGGCUCCGGGGCAGGCAAGCAACGGUUAGAUAAGGGGGAUGUGCGGGAAGAUUACUACUCGGCGAAACAUGGGAAGAUGGCCGCCUCGUACUACGGCUUCCUGGAGAACUACAUGGUCAAUCCCAAGACGAGCUUACCGGGAGGGCAUGUUCCUCCCGCCGUACGGCAACAGUUUCACCCGCCGCCCGCGUUCUCAGAAGUCAACCCUCCCACGCUCUCGGCGGGCAUUCAGGGCUCAGGAAUGGAGAGACGCCCACGUGCCCGGGGAGUCACGGGGGAUCGUGGUCAACUGGCCAGAGUGCCAAGGUCAGGACCAUCUAUGACGUUGUCUCCAAUGGCCUCUGUGCUUCUUGAUCCACACCACCAGCCACAUGCGGCAGGUAUCGAUGGUCAUACCAUGUAUUCCGCUCGAAGUCGUGCGGCAUUUCCUGGCGGUUCCUCGGGUAGGGGAAUCGUAGAGGAAGCAACUGAAAGUAGAAACGACGUCCAAGUGCAGACCCAGCACCACGGAGACGAAGCUGGAGGUGUCUUCGAGUGUGAGGCAACGCUUGGAGAGUCAGUAUGGCAGACUUCACCCUCCAAAACCGUGAGCCGAGAGAACAGUGGAAUCGAGUCUCUUGGCCAGGAUACUGGAGUUCUCGGGCUGAUACAUCAGCUUCAACAAGCCCAGCGAGACAAUCGAUUAGGGGGGGUAACGUAGAAUGGAUUGGCUGUUGACUUGGAAACCGUUAGAAUGUCAAUUUGUCUCGUAUUAGCUAUUGAGUAUUAUGUAGUACAUUAAGGGCCCUACUAGGGAGCCAGUACAGAUGGCUAUUUUGCUAGUAAAACGGUGGGGCCCGCCAAGCAUGAUAAGCUACGUAAGUACUAACCUAUUUUAUAUAUACAAUUAAGUACCCAAACA